This is a messenger RNA of Kuraishia capsulata CBS 1993, 1161 nucleotides long. RefSeq lists its product as uncharacterized. Lineage: Eukaryota; Fungi; Ascomycota; Pichiomycetes; Pichiales; Pichiaceae. Gene Ontology annotation, cellular component: membrane; cytoplasm; intracellular membrane-bounded organelle. Bases 1 to 1161 code for a protein of 386 amino acids. The transcript has a single exon. The record is from RefSeq and is a predicted model, not a curated record. Gene Ontology annotation, biological process: sphingosine biosynthetic process.
AUGGUCAAGGUCUUGAGAAUAACUGGUGAUGUCGAUGUGGACAUAACUGAUGACGAAAGGAGCCUUGGUGUUUCAUUUACAGAGCUCAAUGGUGUGGAGUAUGAUGAUUUGACGGAGUGCAACAAAGAGUCUCUGCCGUACUAUCUCUCCCAUGACAAGAGCAAGAUAUAUGUAAUUGAUUCCAUUAUGUCUGGGUCUGGAAGAACUGAUUCCCGUGAUCCAUAUCCCUUGAUUUUGAAACCAAUAUUUGCCAGAUUGGGUGUUAUACAUGAGUACAUCAAGCUAGGAGAUUCUCAGGCAUCUAGCAAACUUUGCCACCAGUUUCCAGGAGAUGUCCCUUUGACCUUGAUAUUUCUCUCGGGAGAUACCACACUGAGCGAGUUUAUCAACUCUUUGAGCGGAAUUUCCGGAAGUGGGCGGGACGUGACAUUGUUGCCUAUUCCAAUGGGUACUGGUAAUGCCUACUCUCAUUCAGUGGGAAUACACAAUGUGGCAGAUGCUGUCAAGGCAUUGUUUGGAGCUCAAGUCAAUCCUUUUAAUUGUUACAGUGCAAAAUUCUCAGAGGGAACUCAUUUGCCAACUGGGGGUGAUGUUGACGAGAUGCUGUUUUUCGUGGUGGCCUCUUGGGGUUUGCAUGCUUCGCUUGUUGCUGAUAGUGAUUCACCAGAAUUGCGACAAUUCGGCAUUCAGAGGUUCAAGAUGGCGUUUGAGGACUUAAUGAAGGAGAAUCCUUCAUUUCACGGUCAACUGGGAAUUUUGCAUGACGAAGUGGAAGAGUUUUUGUCUGAUGAUACACUGUCAUAUUUUGUGAUUGCGGCAGUCCCCAGGUUCGAGGAGAAGUUUUGCAUUUCUCCCAAGAGCGAUCCUAAAUAUUCAACGUUGUACGUAAUAAGCUUCGAUUACCAAGUGAAUACGGAGAAUUCCAUGAAGAUAAUGGGAGAAGCCUACAACAAUGGGGCCCAUAUUGAGAAUCCUUUGGUGAGGUACUUGGAGGUCAAAGCUCCAAAGACGAUUGCUUUAAAAGUGAAAGAGUCAAAUGAGCGUCUCAGCCGGAUAUGCAUUGAUGGUAAGAUAGUGGUUUUGGGGGGAGACAAAACUCUACGUGUUAAAUCGGUGGGAUCGUCUGUCAAUGGUUGGAAGAUUUCGUGUGUCGCAUUAUGA